CUGGACACACGCGCACACACGCACACAAAGCAGUGCAUGCUAUGGUGGUAGAGGACGCGCAAGGACCGAGCUCAUCUCCCAGCAGCGCCUGACCCGCAGCAGUGAGCGGUACCUCUGGGUGAGAGGAGGAAGAGGAGGCUGAGGACGAAGAUGUCUGUGAACGAGGUGUACGUGUUCCGACCCUUCAAGCUGAUCGCGCUGCUGUGCGUCUUCCUGGCUCUGUGCCUGGACCUGGUGGCUCUGCUCAGUCCCGCCUGGGUCACCGCCGACCACUUCUCCCUUUCCCUAUGGGAGUCCUGCUCCCAGUCCGACGCACGGCACUCGGAAGACGAGCCUCAGUGGAGCUGCUUCUCCACACUCACAUCUGACUGGCAGAUUGCCACGCUGGUGCUCCUGGUGGCCGGCGCCGUGGCGACUCUGGUGGCGUUUUUGGUGGCCCUCAUAUCCCUCUGCCGGGGGACUCAGAGACAGCACUACCGCACCGUGGCUGUGCUCCUCUUCACUGCCGUGGUUCUGCAGGCCUGCGCUCUCGUCCUCUACCCGAUCAAGUUCAUCGACGGAACGGUUCUCCAGACGUACCAUGAGUUUAACUGGGGCUACGGGCUCGGCUGGGGGGCCACCAUCUUCAUGCUGGGCGGAGGGAUCCUCUUCUGCCUGCGGACGGACAUAUACGAGGAUGCAAUGUACUAAGUCCCUCAUCAACCACCUCCCCCACCCACACCCUGCUUCUGGAAAUACACACACAUAAACACACACACACACGCUGUGUGCUACUUUUCUUCACCCUGCAAGCACAGACCCUGUUUCUCUCUCUCUCUCGCCGUCUCACUCUCUCUGUUAUUUUUAGACAGGUUGUGAAGGCCUAAUUUAGGCCAGGGGCUGUUUGUAUAGGGCCUUCACACCCACCCCCCCUCAUCCCUCUCCACAUGCAGCCAGCGGGUCCCUCAGCCCUGCCGCUGUCAACAGUGAGGUGCAAAAGCACAGAGAGCUUUCUGGACAGGCCGCGAGCCUCCGAUGCUGCUGGACGUUUCCACAGUACGUUGGCCCGGAUCCCUCCUAUUGUCAGAGGAACAGGACAGUAGAUUCUCCCUGACAUGUGAUUGUGCAGUGGCUGGACAUUUAAAGGGACUGACGCAUCUCCACAAUGCCUUUUUUUACAAUUCUUUUUUGUAGCAUUUUACGAGGACAAGCUUGUUGUUCAUGUAUUGAUGGCCUCAUAUCCCACUUUAUAAAUAUUGAAAGCCCUUCACGUGUUCUAUGGCUCAAACAUAUCUAGCGAAGCGAAAGCCUUCGGAUAUUAGAAGUGUAGAUUAGUCACCUGGAGCGAUCAAGUGUUUGUUUGAAAGUAAAACAUGUAAAUGUGUACAGAGUGUUUCUACAUGAAGAAGAAUAAACAGCUGUAGUUUUCGGGAUUGUUAGGAGUGUUGAUUAUUGUUAAAAUAAUAAUUCUUGCUGCGAUCAUGUGGCAUUCUGACAAUUUCACCUUUGACAGACUUUUUAGAGCGAUGCCUAAUAAGAGAAAAAAAGCUGCCAAACUAUUUCAUUCCUCAGAGGAGGUUGCACCAGGCUGUGUGCUGUGUGAAAAUAUGAUGCAUCGUUAAAAAAAUAAUCAGCAACAUAAUAACAUGUAUUACUCUCACCAAGAGGCAUAUUUUGCAAUUAAAUUUAAAACCGUCUGAGAGUUGGUGUACUCAUGUCAUGUAAUUACUGAGAUAUUUUUUACUGAAUUGUCAUAUUAUUUACUUGUCAAGGAUAAUUGUGCUUGAAGGAUUUAUGGUUGUGUUUAUUAAACAUUACAAUCAUAAAAAAAAAGGUUAGAGUCAUUUUUGAAAAGAUAUAAUUGAUAUUACAGGUUACAGAUCAAAUGUUGAUGAAAAGCUGUUAAUUUCUAAGUGUGUUUAUGAAAGGAACAUUAAAAAACAUCUAUAUUAUUUCCCUGGGUGUUUAAAACAGGUGUUGCUGCCACAUGUGAGCAGCCCGGUGUGACAUCUCCCAGUUCACACUUGUUUUUAACUCCACGGAGUUCAAACUGCAACAGCUGCUCAAACAAUCGUUCUAAAGGGAGGAACAGUUUCCGCUGCUGCAACAGUGUGAACGCUCCAGCUGCGGAGCUCCAAGAAAACGAAUACGACACAAAAUCCCAAUGUUAACCUGAUGCUUGGCUUUUGUGAGCAGCUUAAAGUUGUGUUUGAAUGUGUGAGGUGCCAGCUCAGUGGUUGUCUUAUAAUAGCAGCGACCUCUCUGGAAUCUUUGAAAUGUGACUUACCAGUCAAAGGUGACGUCGUGGUUACAUCGUGGCAGAGAGAUCGCACGCACACAGUGUGUGUGUGUGUGUGUGUGUGUGUGUGUGUGUGUGUGUGUGUGUGUGUGUGUGUGUGUGUGUGUGUGUGUGUGUGUGUGUGUGUGUGUGUGUGUGUGUGUGUGUGUGUGUGUGUGUGUGUGUGUGUGUGUGUGUGUGUGUGUGUGAGAGAUUUAGAUCUUUUUUUUUUCUCAUCCCAGAUCUUGCGCAUGUUGUCUUUAGUUAAACAUUAGAACCCAAAGUAAAAUAUUCAAUAUCACAGUGAGAGGACAUGGCUGUUUAAACAAGUGGAACGUUGACUCGGAACAAUUUAUUCUAAGAGAAAUAUUCUAAGAUUGAGAUACACACACAAUAUAUAUAUCACUAUAUCAACGUUUUUACAGUACCUCAGUAAAAUAGUUAAUGUUUUCGUCUGCAUUUAUUUGUUAGUAAACAGGAUUAUGUCAAAGCUACCCAACCGAUAUCCAUUACAUUUUGUGGAGGGAGGAAGAAUCUGUUUUAUGUGGCAUGGAUCUUGAUUAAAAUAUUCAGGCAUGUUUAGGGGACUUAUAUUUCCAGAGUGUGUGCAAUUUGGUGCUGAUCCAAAUAAAGAUCUGGAUCUAGUGAAUUCAAAAGUGGUUUCAUAAGGGGACUGCUAGUGGAAGUUUCUAGUAUACAAAUCAGCCUCCCAUGGUUAUUUUUCUUUGCUUUUUAUUUGGAAGGAAGACGGUUUCAAAUUAUGCACUUUCUAACUUUGGUGUGUUGUAAAUGUCAAAGGUCAAAAUGUCAGGGGUUCUUCAUUCUCAGCCCUCCACCCACACACAGUAAAUGCAUCACAUGCAUUUACGUGGUCUUUCCCCACCUACUGAUCAUAUCUCGUCAGUGUCUGGAACUGGGAGGCUGAAGUUGAGAUUCAAUCAUUUAGCUAAGAAAUGUAGAUCCAACAUCAGCUCUAAUGUGUUUCACAUUGGUUUGUUUGUAUUAACUCUUUAUCUAUGCUUUUAUGAAAAUAAAGACAUGACCGAAACAAA
Molecule: messenger RNA, 3309 nt
Organism: Hippoglossus stenolepis (Pacific halibut)
Lineage: Eukaryota; Metazoa; Chordata; Actinopteri; Pleuronectiformes; Pleuronectidae
Product: transmembrane protein 47
Exons: 3
Coding region: 151-690 (179 amino acids)
Biological process (GO): cell-cell adhesion
Cellular component (GO): cell-cell junction
Source: RefSeq, a predicted model, not a curated record